Molecule: messenger RNA, 549 nt
Organism: Metarhizium brunneum ARSEF 3297
Lineage: Eukaryota; Fungi; Ascomycota; Sordariomycetes; Hypocreales; Clavicipitaceae
Biological process (GO): proteasomal protein catabolic process
Cellular component (GO): proteasome core complex, beta-subunit complex; nucleus; proteasome core complex
Source: RefSeq, a predicted model, not a curated record
AUGCGUGGCGCAACGAUCCUCAAAGCGGACGACGACAAGACAAGAGCGCUGAACAAGCACACCCUGAUGGCAUUUUCAGGGGAGGCUGGAGAUACAGUGCAAUUCGCGGAGUACAUCCAAAGAAAUGCUCAGCUCUAUUCGAUGCGAAACGAGACCGACUUGUCGCCCUCAGGACUGGCACACUUUGUUCGUGGAGAGCUGGCUACGAGCUUGCGAUCGCGCCACCCUUACAACGUCAACCUACUGAUGGGAGGAGUUAAUCCCAUUACGGGAAAACCUCACUUGUACUGGCUGGAUUAUUUGGCGUCCCUAGCCGAGGUUCCUUAUGCCGCUCAUGGUUAUGCGCAAUACUACUGCCUGUCUAUCCUGGACAAGCAUCACCACCCUGACAUUACUCUCGGCCAGGGCAUCAAGCUUCUGACGAUGUGCACGGAUGAGCUGAAGCGACGGUUACCGAUUGAUUUCAAGGGCAUGGUGGUCAAGGCAAUCAAGGCAGACGGAAUUGUAGACAUAGUACUGGAUGAUGACAAAGUUGUGAAGAGCGCUUAG